Lasiosphaeria miniovina is the source of this 207-nucleotide messenger RNA. RefSeq lists its product as uncharacterized. The record is from RefSeq and is a predicted model, not a curated record. The annotation marks the transcript as partial. The transcript has a single exon. NCBI's taxonomy places the organism in Eukaryota, Fungi, Ascomycota, Sordariomycetes, Sordariales, Lasiosphaeriaceae.
CCGGCCAGACAGCGGGAGAUGACACCUGAAAAUGCCGAAGAACUCCAGCUCGACGCUACUCAGGUGAAGAUGGCAGAUUUGGCCAAAGAUAUGCACAUAGGCAAGAAGUUCAGCUUGCACGAAGAGUUGAUGGAGCGGGAACGGACCAAACGUCAGAAAGAGUACGAGAGGAGAAGGCAGCGGAAGAACGGUGCUUCUAGCGACGGA